UUAAAGAAAGAAAUGGAAGAGGGCUCCAGUUCCCCGGUGUCCCCCGUGGAUAGUCUGGGGGCCAGCGAGGAGGAGCUGGAGAGGCAGCAGAAGCGCUUCCCCAGGAAGAGGAGGCUCAAUAAGAAGUCCGCGGAGGACAGCAGCAGCAGCAGCAGCAGCAGCGGCGGCGGCGGAGGCAGCGGCGGGAGCCCAGGCCCCGGGAAGAGAGGCAAGAAACCCAGUCCGAGCAGCAGCCAGUCCUACGAGGAGCUGCAGAACCAGCGCGUCCUGGCCAACGUCCGGGAGAGACAGCGGACCCAGUCCCUGAACGAGGCCUUCGCGUCUCUGCGCAAAAUCAUCCCCACGCUGCCGUCGGACAAACUGAGUAAGAUACAGACUCUGAAGCUGGCCUCCAGGUACAUCGACUUCCUGUGUCAGGUGCUGCAGAGCGACGAGAUGGACAGCAAGAUGUCCAGCUGCAGCUACGUCGCGCACGAAAGACUCAGCUACGCCUUCUCCGUGUGGAGGAUGGAGGGAGCCUGGUCGAUGUCUGCGUCCCACUAGCACCGGGAGACCCCCACUCACUGAUGCCAAAGCGACUGUUUACUGCUCAGAUGAAUGAAGACCAAAGGUGUUGAAGAAACGUGGACCUCAGAGAGAACGACACACGACCGUCUGUG
Molecule: messenger RNA, 659 nt
Organism: Cynoglossus semilaevis (tongue sole)
Lineage: Eukaryota; Metazoa; Chordata; Actinopteri; Pleuronectiformes; Cynoglossidae
Gene: twist2
Product: twist2
Exons: 2
Coding region: 13-543 (176 amino acids)
Biological process (GO): regulation of transcription by RNA polymerase II; developmental process
Molecular function (GO): RNA polymerase II transcription regulatory region sequence-specific DNA binding; protein dimerization activity; DNA-binding transcription factor activity, RNA polymerase II-specific
Source: RefSeq, a predicted model, not a curated record